This is a messenger RNA of Lathyrus sativus (Indian pea), 1308 nucleotides long. NCBI's taxonomy places the organism in Eukaryota, Viridiplantae, Streptophyta, Magnoliopsida, Fabales, Fabaceae. The record is from the annotation of a GenBank genome assembly.
AUGUCAACAGCUACUCAAGUGGUGGUUCUCGACAACGGCGGAGGUCUAAUCAAAGCCGGCUUCGGCGGCGAACGUGACCCAUCCGCCAUUCUCCCCAACUGUCUCCACAAACCCCUCGCCUCCAAAAAAUGGCUCCACCCAAAUCCCCUAAACACCCCCGCCUCCGCCGAACAAGACCUCACCUCCGCCUCCGUCCGCCGUCCCAUGGAUCGCGGCUACUUAAUAAACCCCGACCUCCAACGCGAAAUCUGGUCCCACCUCUUCACCUCCAUCCUCCGCAUAAACCCUUCCCAAUCCUCUCUCCUCCUCACCGAACCCCUCUUCUCUCUCCCCUCAAUCCAACACUCCCUCGAUGAACUCGUCUUCGAAGAUUUCAACUUCACCUCCCUCUACGUCGCCGACUCUCCCUCCUUAGUUCAUCUCUACGAAACCAGCCGUAGCCCCAACGGCCUUCUCUCCAAAGCCCAAUGCAGUCUCGUCGUCGAUUGCGGUUUCUCCUUCACACACGCUUCGCCUGUAUUCCAAAACUUCACUCUUAACUACGCUGUCAAGAGAAUCGAUUUAGGUGGUAAAGCCCUAACGAACUACCUCAAGGAGCUUAUCUCUUUUCGCUCUGUUAAUGUCAUGGAUGAAACCUUCAUCAUUGAUGAUGUUAAGGAGAAUCUCUGCUUUGUUUCCGUCGAUGUCCCGAGACACCUUAACAUUGCUAGAAAGAGUGGAAAAGAUAAUCUUUUGAGGUGUACUUAUGUUCUUCCUGAUGGUGUUGCGCACACUAAGGGGUUUGUUAAAUAUCCGGAACAAGCUAACAGGUAUCUUGCUGAUGGUAAGGAAAUGAAGGAGAAUGUCGAUGAUCACGAGGAAAUUCUUCAACAACAACAUGAGAACAAUAGACAGAAAGUUGAUUUGACGAAAAAUGAAUUUGACUUGACCAAUGAACGGUUUCUUGUCCCGGAGAUGAUUUUCCGUCCCGCCGAUUUGGGAAUGAACCAGGCUGGGCUACCAGAUUGUAUUGUACGAGCAGUAAAUGCCUGCCAUCCGCACCUUCACCCCGUACUCUAUGAAAGCAUCAUUUUAACUGGUGGAAGCACCUUGUUUCCUCAUUUUGCUGAGAGACUAGAGAAGGAGCUUCGGCCUCUAGUUCCUGAUGACUAUGAUGUGAAGAUAACUACACAAGAAGAUCCGCUAUUAGGUGUUUGGCGUGGAGGGUCUCUCCUGGCAUCGAGUCCAGAUUUUGAUUCAAUGUGCGUGACUAAGGCUGAGUAUGAGGAGCUUGGUUCUGCUAGAUGUCGCAAGAGAUUUUUUCAUUGA